AUGUCGGGAGGGAAGCCGCAGCCCCGGGCUGGCAAUGCUGUCUACGAUCCGCCCACCGACAAGAAGCCACUAUUCCGCGGCUUGUGCAAGAGUUUGUGGCGAGCCUCGGGGCCUGUGGUCAUUCUGACCAUCGUCAUACUGGUGCCAUUUUAUGCAGUCAAACUGGCUGAUGUUUUUGGCGAGGUGCGCCAGCUUCGAACCCGUAACCGUAUGAUUGAGUUACAAGUAGCCCAACUGAAACGUGUCCCUGGGCCUCCAGGACCCCCCGGACCCCCAGGUGACAAGGGAUCCAUGGGACCAGCUGGCCCUACUGACCCAUCAGGUGAAGGGGGUCCCCUGGGGCCAGCUGGCCCUGGGUUCGCCGACCCUUCAUAUCCUCCCAGAUCUCAUGGUGAAAAUGGUUCCAUCGGACACGUUGGUAUUGCCGGCCCUCCUGGCCCUCCGGGUGAUAGCGGACCCGAGGGGCCAGCUGGUCCUGGGUUUCCCGGCCCUCCAGACCCUCCCGGUGAAAAGGAGCCCAUCGGACAAGUUUGUAUUGCCGGCCCUCCUGGCCCACCUGGCCCUCCUGGUGAAAAGGGUCCCAUGGGACCAGCUGCUCCUGGGUUGCCCGGCCCUCCCGGUGAAACGGGUCCCAUCGGGCCUGCAGGUUCGGGGAUUCCCGGUCCUCCAGGCCCUUCUGGCCCUCCCGGUGAACCGGGGCCUAUCGGGCCAGCUGGUCCUGGGUCCCCCGGCCCUCCAGGCCCUCCAGGUAAUGAUGGUCUCAUCGGGCCAGCUGCUCCUGGGAUUCCCGGCCCUCCUGGUCCACCAGGUCCGCCUGGUCCUCCCGGUGAAAAGGGGUCCAUGGGACCGGCUGGUCCCGUGGCUGUUGGACUACCAGAACCUGAAUCCGAACAGAUCGAGCGAAAUGAAGGUGAGUCAGAGGAAAGUGUUAAACAAGAUAAUUUCAGAUGGAUGAGAAAUAGAUGUUUAGCAAAAAUCACAUAUAAGGCAUACCUCUUGCUAUCCUAA
This is a messenger RNA of Branchiostoma floridae (Florida lancelet), 1008 nucleotides long. RefSeq names its product collagen alpha-1(I) chain-like. Bases 1 to 1008 code for a protein of 335 amino acids. The record is from RefSeq and is a predicted model, not a curated record. NCBI's taxonomy places the organism in Eukaryota, Metazoa, Chordata, Leptocardii, Amphioxiformes, Branchiostomatidae. The transcript has 4 exons.